Molecule: messenger RNA, 2724 nt
Organism: Lynx canadensis (Canada lynx)
Lineage: Eukaryota; Metazoa; Chordata; Mammalia; Carnivora; Felidae
Gene: ADARB2
Product: adenosine deaminase RNA specific B2 (inactive)
Exons: 11
Coding region: 1-2724 (907 amino acids)
Biological process (GO): RNA processing; adenosine to inosine editing
Cellular component (GO): nucleolus; cytoplasm
Molecular function (GO): double-stranded RNA binding; tRNA-specific adenosine deaminase activity; double-stranded RNA adenosine deaminase activity
Source: RefSeq, a predicted model, not a curated record
AUGGCCACCGUGUCCUCAGUGGUAGCUCUCCCAGGGACCACCGUGUCCUCAGCGGUGACCCUCCCAGGGGACCGGUGUCCCUCAGUGGUGGCUCUCCCAGGGACCACCGUGUCCUCAGCGGUGACCCUCCCAGGGGACCGGUGUCCCUCAGUGGUGGCUCUCCCAGGGACCACCGUGUCCUCAGCGGUGACCCUCCCAGGGGACCGGUGUCCCUCAGUGGUAGCUCUCCCAGGGACCACCGUGUCCUCAGCGGUGACCCUCCCAGGGGACCGGUGUCCCUCAGUGGUGGCUCUCCCAGGGACCACCGUGUCCUCAGUGGUGACCCUCCCCGGGGACCAGUGUCACUCAGUGGUGGCUCUCCCACAUGAAGUCUCAUGUGUGCUGCCCUCUGAUCCCCUGUGGCCCUCAAUACAGAAUCAAGGCCCCAAGCCCAUGGCUCUGCUGGGCGCCCAUCUGCAGGAUGGACAUGGGGCCCCCAUCCUGCACCCCUCCCUCCCUCACUCGCUGCCCCUGUUUGGCAGCUUGAAGGUCCAUCCUUGCUCAUGCACUUCCGGCCCACAUGGCAAGUUCUCCAUUGACGGGGAGGAAAGUGCAUUUCCUGUUCUUCUUUUCUUUCCAGACAAAGUAACCAUGUUGUCAGCCUUCAUCGCUCCCUUCAAGCACUUAAGCCCCGGGGCCACCAACACGGAGGAUGAAGACAAUCUAAGUACCAGCAGCGCGGACGUGAAGGAAAACCGCGUGAGCAACUGGGAGGCGAGGCCCCUGGCCGCCAGUGACAGGGCCAGAGGCGGCACGCCCGGCGUGAAGCGGAAGAGGCCUCUGGAGGAGGGCAACGGCGGCCACCUGUGCCCCCUGCAGCUCGUCUGGAGGAAGCUCUCGUGGUCCGUGGCGCCCAAGAACGCGCUGGUGCAGUUGCACGACCUACGCCCGGGCCUGCAGUACCGCAUGGUGUCCCAGACCGGCCCCGUGCACGCGCCCGUCUUCGCCGUGGCCGUGGAGGUCAACGGGCUCACCUUCGAGGGCACGGGGCCCACCAAGAAGAAAGCCAAGAUGCGGGCGGCCGAGCUGGCGCUGAGGUCCUUCGUGCAGUUCCCCAACGCCUGCCAGGCCCAGCUGGCCAUGGGCGGUGGCGCCGGGCCAUCCACGGACUUCACCUCCGACCAGGCCGACUUCCCCGACACGCUGUUCAAGGAGUUCGCGCCCGCCGCCCCCAGCGAGGCCUUCCCCGGCCGCCGGCCCGCCGACCCCGGGCUCCUGGCCACGGCCUGCCCGCGGGGCCGGCUCCUCUGCCACCCGCUGGAUCUGGUGGGCCCUGCGGCCCCGGGCGACAGGAACCCCGUGGUCGUGCUGAACAAGCUGCGCUCCGGCCUGCGCUACGUGUGCCUCGCGGAGCCGGCCGAGAAGCAGCGGGCCAAGAGCUUCGUCAUGGCCGUGUGCGUGGACGGCAGGACGUUCGAGGGCUCAGGACGCAGCAAGAAGCUGGCCAAGGGCCAGGCGGCGCGGGCCGCCCUCCAGGCCCUCUUCGACAUCCGGCUGCCGGGCCACGUCCCCAGCAGGAGUAGAGGUCAGCUCCUGCCCCAGGAAUUCGCAGACUCCGUGUCCCAGCUGGUCACACAGAAGUUCCGCGAGCUGACCGUGGGCCUGGCGUCCGCGCACGCCCGCCACAAAGCACUGGCAGGAAUCGUCAUGACCACAGGCUUGGACGUCAGGCAGGCACAGGUCAUCGUCCUGUCCUCGGGCACCAAGUGCAUCAGCGGCGAGCACAUCAAUGACCAGGGGCUGGUGGUCAAUGACUGCCACGCGGAGAUCGUGGCCCGGAGGGCGCUGGUCCACUUCCUGUACGCACAGCUGGAGCUUCACCUCAGCAAGCGGCGGGAGGACUCAGAGCACUCGAUAUUCGAACGGUCCAAGGACGGCGGCUACCGGCUGCGGGACAACGUGCUGUUCCAUCUCUACGUGAGCACGUCCCCCUGUGGAGAUGCCAGGCUGCACUCACCCUACGAGAUCACGGCCGACCUCAACAGCAGUAAGCACAUCGUCAGGAAGCUCCGUGGACAUCUACGCACCAAGAUCGAGUCUGGGGAAGGGACCGUCCCCGUCCGGGGCCCCAGCACCGUACAGACAUGGGAUGGCGUCCUGCUGGGUGAGCAACUGGUCACCAUGUCCUGCACAGACAAGAUUGCCAGGUGGAAUGUGCUGGGACUGCAGGGCGCGCUGCUCUGCCACUUCAUCGAGCCCGUGUACCUGCACAGCAUCAUCGUGGGGAGUCUGCACCACACCGGCCAUCUCUCCCGGGUGAUGAGCCACCGGACCGAGGACAUCGGCCAGCUGCCGACCUCCUACAGGCACAACCGGCCCCUCCUCAGUGGUGUGAGCCAUGCCGAGGCGCGCCAGCCUGGAAAGUCCCCACACUUCAGCGUGAACUGGGUGGUGGGCAACACCGACGUGGAGGUUAUCGAUGGCACCACCGGCAGGCGGAGCUGCGGGGGCUCCUCGAGGCUCUGCAAGCACGUGUUCUCCGCGCGGUGGGCGCGGCUUUACGGAAAGCUGAGCACACGGAUUCCGAGCCACGGAGACACGCCGUCUGUGUACUGUGAGGCCAAGCGGGGGGCCUGCACCUACCAGUCUGUUAAGCAGCAGCUGUUCAAGGCAUUUCAGAAGGCCGGGCUGGGCACAUGGGUGAGGAAGCCGCCUGAGCAGGACCAGUUCCUACUAACCCUCUGA